AUGGACAACUGCUCCCUAACCAUGUCACUAUUCAAGCUUCCCAGUGAACUAUUGAUCAUUGUAUCUUCAUACUUGGAAUAUCUAUCAGACCUCAAUGCUCUGUCACAAUCCCACUCUCGUCUGUAUUCUCUACUGAAACCCCGAAUUUACGAACUGCUCACGGAGGACACGGGCCAAGCACUAGCGAGGGCCGCAGAAACUGGAAAUGGACAAUGUGUUCGCAGGUUGCUGGAUGCGGGUGCCCCCUUCCCUGAUUCACAGAGCUCCAUCGAGGAUCCCAUGACCCUAGCUGCAAAAAAUGGCCAUGUUGAUAUCGUCCGAAUAUUCCUGGAGUAUGGACGGGAUCCAACUCCGCCUAUCCACGACACCGGCCUCAAAGCCGAUCACGAUGAUUAUAUGAAGAGGAAUCCAUUUGCCGUCGCGGCCCGGGGGGGUCAUACCUCGGUUGUCAGUCUCCUGAUGGAUCAUGGAGCUGUGAAACAAUCUGUAAACGACGAUGGGGAUACACUCUAUGACCAAACACUGUCCUUGGCAGUUAUGGGAAUGCAUAUUCCAAUCAUCAAACUGCUGCUGGCAGAGGGUUGCAAUCCUAAUGCGAUGACCAGUUCUCGCAUGGUCCCUCUGGGGUAUAUUGCUACAGCCCCUUUUACAAGCGCAUCCAUGGAGAUCAUCAACAUUUUGGUCGAUGCCGGAGCAGAGCUUGUAGAUGAGGAGGCUCUGGGGACUGUGCCACCGUUUACAAUCGCGUUGUCGGUUGGAAAUGUGCCAUUUGCCAAUUUCGUCAUUGCAAGCCAAGACAAUUUCGAUAUCCAAAAGUUUUUGGAGCUGUACAAGGAUGUAUUCUUGGAGCAACCAGCAAUGGCAUCUUUACCCGUACGGAAGACGGAUAUGGAAAAGAUGCUCAAAUUGGAUGCGGACGCAGGAUUCAAGCUUUUAUGUGGCGCCGCAGCUGGUGGCCAAGAGGAGCUGAUGAAGUUGCUAUUAACGAAAAAGAAUGACUGGACCGAUGAGAAUGGCCUUGCAACACUGGUGGAUUUGGCUGUUGAACAUGGCCAUAUUGGGAUAUUGGACUUGCUUUUCGAAGAGGGCGUCUCUCUUUGUGCAAGAACCAAGCUCAAAGCCUCAAACGGAAGUUUCUCUAUGGAUGAAUGUUGCGAGUUGGGCGACUACCGUCCUCCUCCGAUUCUGCUCGCGCUUGAGAAAGGCCACGAUGAGAUUGUCAACUACCUCAUUGAUAAAGGAUGUGCCGAGGCGCUUUCAGAAAGUCGUGGGAAGGGGUUGCUCUUUAACUACGCACUCUUUUUGGGCAAACUGGAGAUCAUUCAAAAGAUAUUUGGGACUUUAACCCCAUCACUCCAAGACAUUGCGUUUGGAGACGAUGGGAUUUCAAUCGAACUUGCAGUUUUUGGAGGAGAAGCUGUUUUCAGGUUUCUUCUUGACCAUGGAGUUGCACUCAAUCCGGAUUUCGCACCGCACCAAAAGACACUCUCAAUUGCUGCCAUGCUAGCUAAUGCACCCAUCUUAGAGAUGUUCUUCGAUGCCGGGCUUAGUUUAAACAUGCAAAGUCCAGACGAACGACCAGUUGAUAUGCCGCCAGUGGUCUGCAAUAAAACUCGAGGGAGUACACUCCUUGCAAUUGCAGCUCAGGCAAAGGACCGAGACUCAGCGGAAGCCGCAGUUGAUCUUUUGCUAGAGCGCGGAGUGCCGAUCGAUCAAUCACUCGCAUCAUUAGGUCGAUGGACUCCUUUAUUCAGCACAAUUAGGGGAGACGUCCGAAGAAUGAUUUUUUUGGAGCAGGAUAGCAUCCGAUUCAGAAUCAAGAACGCCCUAGGAACUCGCAGCAUCAAGGGUCUCUUUCAGAACGAAAACGAUAAUAUGGAUUUUGAAUUGCUAGCAACGAAGCUGUUAUUGAAGAAAGGGGCCGAUCCUUUCAUUUGGAACGAAUAUCGACUGUGUGCCUUGACUGUUGCUGCGAGCAGGAACAAAAUUAAUGUGAUUAAACUGCUGAUGGAGACUUUCGACCAGAGAAAUAUUUCGAUAAGCCUGACUGGACCUCGGAUACUCGCAGCUAUAUCCUAUGGUGACGACUCGGUUGAUGAUACCGAUGAGGACUCUCCUUCGGAUGAGUGGACUCUUCUACCGUACAGACUGGAAGGACCUUUUGAUGCCAUUGAAAGGGCUCUUUGGCAGUAUUAUUGGCCCAGGGUCUAUCCUUGUCCUAAGUAA
Molecule: messenger RNA, 2226 nt
Organism: Penicillium paradoxum
Lineage: Eukaryota; Fungi; Ascomycota; Eurotiomycetes; Eurotiales; Aspergillaceae
Product: ankyrin repeat domain-containing protein
Exons: 1
Coding region: 1-2226 (741 amino acids)
Molecular function (GO): protein binding
Source: RefSeq, a predicted model, not a curated record